Coregonus sp. 'balchen' is the source of this 1698-nucleotide messenger RNA. The record is from the annotation of a GenBank genome assembly. Lineage: Eukaryota; Metazoa; Chordata; Actinopteri; Salmoniformes; Salmonidae.
AUGUCUGACAGAAAAGCAGUCAUAAAAAAUGCCGACAUGUCGGAGGAGAUGCAGCAGGACGCAGUCGAGUGCGCCACGCAGGCUCUGGAGAAGUACAACAUCGAGAAAGACAUCGCUGCAUACAUCAAGAAGGUAGCUACCCAGACGACAGUUCAAUGACUAACAUGGUCUGUGGUCCAUGGAAGUCACUGAUGAACUUCACUAACAGCGUGGUGCCGAGACCAGGCUUUGUGGAAUCUAGCUCCUAAUGCAUCGAUUUGCCCAAGGUCAAUACUUAUAAAAAUGUAAAUUAUUAAACGCCCACCGUGUACCUGUUUGGCCUCUGUGGUUGCGUGCCUUUGUUUGCUGUCGUUUUCAAUAAACUAUAAUGAAAUACCACCACGAACUGUUUCCUUGUUGAGAUUCAACGAGCGCAUUUGCACUAAGUUGCUAUCUUAUAGCAACAGGUCUGUGGCUAUCUUAUAGCAACAGCAUGAGCUAACAGUCGGUGGUUGUAUUUGAUUAAUGUUUAUUGAAAAAGUAUGGGUUUCAGCAUUUUUUUUAUUUAUAUAGGCACGGUUUACUCUACAAAUUUAGGUACAAGGUUUACGUUUUUAAGUAUUGACCUUGGGCGAAUCGACAGUCGGAGCUAGAUUCCACAAAGCCUGGAUGAAGUUCAUCAAUCUUUCUUCACUGUCGAGUUUAGUCCGCUAGGUCUGUGGCUGAAUGACUCUCUGCCUAUUCCCCAUGCAGAACAGUCAGUGUGACUCUUACCAUAAAUUACACUGUGGGCUGCGGGGGAUUGAUUUAUGAUGUUGCUAUCAGUUGUCCACAAUUGUUAAAAUCUUGUGUUUGAUGCUCAAACGAUCUGUUGAAUUGCAUACAUGGGGAAAGGGAUGUUAUCCCUGGCUUUGGUAUGAAAUUCAGUUAAAAUAGUCAGACCUUCAUACUAAAUGUUAGCUGCCUGACAAGUUACUGGUUUACUAUAAAUCAAUGGCAAACUGUAUGAAAUGUACUACAGUGGUGCUGAAAAAACACUAUACUGAACAAAAAUAUAAAUGCAACCACUUCAAUGAUUUUACUGAGUUACAGUUCAUAUAAGGAAGUCGGUCAAUUGAAAUAACUGAAUUGGGCCCUAAUCUAUGGAUUUCACAACUGGGCAGGGGCAUUGCACAUUGCCUCAACUUGAGACAUCUGUGGCAUUGUAUUGUGUAACACAACUGCACAUUUUAGUGGCAUUUUAUUGUCCCCAGCACAAGGUGCACCUGUGUAAUGAUCAUGCUGUUUAAUCAGCUUAUUGAUAUGCCACACCUGUCAGGUGGAUGGAUUAUCUUGGCAAAGGAGAAAUGCUCACUAACAGGUAUUGUGAACAAAUGUCUGUACAACAUUUGAGAAAUUAGCAUUUUGUGCAUGUGGAACAUUUCUGUGAUCUUUAUUUCAGCUAAUGAUACAUUGGACCGACCAACACUAUUUUUGUAGAGUAUAUUUAGGGAGGGAACCAAACCAUUACCUAUUUUAAUGGUUCCCUCAAUGAAUGCUAUGUCUGGUUAAUCACUGCAUUCCUGUCUCUGCCCCGCCCAGGAGUUUGACAAGAAGUACAACCCCACCUGGCAUUGCAUCGUAGGGAGGAACUUUGGCAGCUACGUGACCCAUGAGACCAAGCAUUUCAUCUACUUCUACUUGGGCCAGGUGGCCAUCCUGCUUUUCAAGUCUGGCUAA